Molecule: messenger RNA, 1893 nt
Organism: Cannabis sativa
Lineage: Eukaryota; Viridiplantae; Streptophyta; Magnoliopsida; Rosales; Cannabaceae
Product: protein FLX-like 3
Exons: 5
Coding region: 233-1009 (258 amino acids)
Source: RefSeq, a predicted model, not a curated record
GGGUCGGGCAUCCAUCUCUUUUCUUCCUCGUUUGUCAGAUCUCAUAUCUUUUUCUCUCUUUCUCUCUUUUUCUCUCAUACGGGCCUCUCCCUCUCACUCCCACUUACCGUCCCUCUCAACCGUUCUAUUUUCCUCUGCCGACGCCUUUUCCUUUGUUGCCGUUUUUUCAUAUCUCUUCCUCACCGCUUUGCCGGUCUCGAUUGUGAAAUUAUGGGUUUCAGGGUAAUUGACUAUGGCUGCUAGAAACCGUAUUGCUCGUGAAGCCAUGAAUAGCAGGCGUGGAUACCCUGUUGAAGGACCUUAUGCUAGGCCUCCUCAUUUAUCUCGACCGAUGCCUCACCCAACGAUGUUGGAGGAAGAGCUUGAAUUGCAGCACGGUGAAAUGCGGAGACUGUUGGGUGAUAAUAGGAGGCUGGUUGAAGAUCGAAUUGCGUUGCAGCGUGAGCUUGCUGCUGCGAAGGAGGAGCUUCAUCGUAUGAACAUUGCCAUUGGAGAGAUUCGGGCUGAAGAGGAUUUAAGGUCUAGGGAGCUUUAUGAGAAGGGUAUGAAGCUGGAGGCUGAUCUUCGAGCAACGGAGCCAAUUAAAAAUGAGGCUGUACAACUUCGUGGAGAGGUUCAGAAGCUCAAGGACCUUAAGCAGGAGCUGUCUUCCCAAGUAAAGACUCUUAAACUCGAAGUUGGAAGGUUGCAAGCUGAUAAUCAACAGAUUCCUCAUUUGAGAGCCGAGGUUGAUGGCCUGCACCAGGAACUUAUGCAGACUAGGACUGCAGUCGAGUAUGAGAAAAAAGCAAAUAUUGAGCUGAUGGAACAGAGACAGGCAAUGGAGAAGAACUUAGUCUCCAUGGCUCGAGAAGUUGAGAAAUUACGUGCAGAACUCACUAAUGCUGAUGGCAGACCAUGGGGUGCAGGGGGGUCAUAUGGAAUGAAAUUCAGCAGCCCAGAUGGGAGUUUCUCUGCCGCUCCGUAUCGUGAUGGAUAUGGACUUCACAUGAAUACAAAGGGAAGGUAGGUACGGCCCUUCUUAUUUAUGGUUCCGGUAGUGGGCGGGCGACCUUAAUAUGACUUGGCUAUGGUGAGAAUUAAGUAUUUGACAGCCAUUAUGGGAUCUUGGUAAAACCAUAUUCAGGAAGUUACAUCGCUGAUUAUAUUGGUAGAUAAUAUGGUUGCCGAAGUUAAAUCUUUCAAAAUUUCACUUAUAAUUCCAAGAAAAUAUCUACAGAAGAGGAUGGUUGCCAUUUGUCAUUGCCUUUAGUUAGGAAUGGCCAUGAGUUCAUGUCAAGCCUUUGUACGAAGAGGAAAGAAAAUACUUUAGGCUUAUACUGCUAUGCUUUGUGCCGUUACUCAGCAUCAAACUGAUCAAAUUUAUUGUUAUGGCCAGAGGAGUGGUUUCAUAUUAGCUUUUGAAACUAGGCUUCCCGUUGGACUUGGUGGCUGCUGUGAUGGUUUUAUUAUGGUGGUGGAAAAAGAAUGUGGGGAAAUUGUUGCAUAGAGUGUUGGAUAUAAUUUGCCUACUUUGGGAGUGUUUGAAUUAAAGCCAUUUGCCUACUCUUUGAAGGUUCUCAUCACCCCAUUGUACUUUGAUUAGUAAGAAGGAGGUUUGUUAGUAAGGCAUUCCUCUAAUCGCAACGCCUUCUUCUUCUUUCAGAUUUAGCAAUUCUCUCAUUUUUAAAAUCUCUAAACUGCUCAAUAAUUUUUAUAUAUAUACACACACUAGUGGGGAUGGCACAUGCUUUGCCUAUGCUGCCAAUUUCAUUCUUUAUUUUCUAUUAUUAUUUCCAUAUAAGCUUGGCCUGUUGCAGAAUCUCCACCCUUUAUUUUUUGACAAUAGAAGCUAUGUUUAAACCGAAGAUAACCUUUCAAGGAGAAGUAAUAUUAGUACACGAUUCUUUAUUA